Molecule: messenger RNA, 1012 nt
Organism: Prorocentrum cordatum
Lineage: Eukaryota; Dinophyceae; Prorocentrales; Prorocentraceae
Source: the annotation of a GenBank genome assembly
GCAAGCGACUUCACAUUGGCGUCGCAAGCAGUGUUCGCGAAAUUGAAGAAAAAGCUCAACAUUGGAGUCAAACACCAACGCUUGCAGACGGUAGCCGUCAGUAUUCAUCGGCUUCGACAGGAGAAGGCGCCCUCCCACGUCUGGCACAAUAGUGAACGCGCCUUGAAAGGGGAAGGCAGUGCACGCCGCGUAGUGCACCUGUCCAUCGGGCACAUGUGGGACGAGGUCGAGGUAAAGCAGGCAUGGCGCCCAUCUAAAAAGUACAGGGUCAUGCGGAAGAACGUUGCCAUGCCUGCGCUGGUGCAGCGCAGCACCGUCAACUUGAGCCUGGCCAACGUCAACAGGGAAAGGGGGCAGCAGUAUCAACGCUAUUGGUUAGCUCAGCCAGUGGAGGUUUGCGGCACGAAAGCGAAGGACCUUUUGCCAGGCACCAAGAAGGGUAUACCCACCCAGGCCGACUGCCAAGACUUCGACAUCUUGACUAAUCUUUUGGGUUCGGUCUCAAGCUUCGCAUUCCAACCAAUGUGCGAUCGGGCCAGCGCCAACAUAUCGAUUCUCAAGGUGUGGGCUAACCAAAGCGACCUGCUCACCGAUCAGUUCCCCGAUAUUGCGCAGAAGGUUUUGUACUUUCCAGAUACUUGCGGCAUUCAUGCCCACCAUCGCGGCAAGCUAAAAGUCAAGGGGCUGCGAAAGCACACUAUGAGGCAUUAUUCGAUCGCGUCUAUGUCCAGAUACAGGGGCAACCUUUCCAGGUGCAUCGCGGGCAUCGAGACACCCGUUGAGGACAAACUUCAUCGGGAAGUGGGGCCAGCCGGCCCAUUUCCUGACACGCUGGAGGCGGUCGCCGACACUCUCUACGACUGCAAUGCCGAACACCACACACGGCCGCGCAAGGACGGCAAGGGCAGGGGGGAGUCGCAGCUUCUGAAGGACUUGAAAGAAUUGAUCGUCGUGGCCAACGGGAGCCUGAGUGCGGACACGUGGACGCACCAUUGCUGGGAUUCAGCCCAAG